UCAAAACGCGUUUUUACCAGUUGAACAUCGUUUUCUACCAUUUUUUGUUUACGUUUGCACCGCGAUUAUUCGUGCACCUGCACUCGCAAUUUGUUCUGUGCCAGCGGCGCUUUUUCGCCGGCAAAUUGCUGCAAGUUUACGUAGCCCUCCGGCCGACGACGUGGUGGACUCCAGUUGUAUUUUUGAUAUUUAGCCACCAGCAGUGGGAUUUCUCAUCUUGGCACUUGUGAUUAUCGGCGGGGCGCUCUUUGAUCAUCAUCAGCGGCAAAUCACGAACCGAACCGAAAGUAGUUCUUUUGUUCUGUUCUGCUUUCUGGCCAACUCUUCCCCCAGCUCCCCGCACUGCGCUCCUCGUGCUUCUUCUUUCUGGCCACCUAGACACGUCAACAGAUUUGAAAUUUGUAAUUUGUUAACUGGAAUCUGGAAUCUCUAAAGAGAGAGAUGCGCGUUAGCACCAUCCGUAGCGGUCGGAUCUGCCGGCUGGCAUUGUGCCUGCUGGUACUGUUGCCAUUGCUGUAUCUCCUGGCCAAUUGGAGUGAUCAUCAUAAACGCGUCCAGGAGGCGUAUCACACGCGCUUUGGCGGACCAAAGUUUUCACAUCAACGACUGGAAGGAAGGCCCAGGGAAGUGCCCAAGCUAGUUGAGGGUCUUGGAAACUUUGAGCCGAAAGAUGUGAAGCCACGUAGUGGACCUGGUGAGAAUGGCGAGGCACAUAGCCUGUCGCCUGAUAAGAAACACAUGUCGGAUGCCUCCGAAAUGGAGUAUGGCAUGAACAUUGCCUGCUCUGACGAAAUAUCGAUGCAUCGAUCGGUGCGGGACACGCGUCUGGAAGAAUGCCGUCACUGGGACUAUCCCUAUGAUCUGCCAAGUACCAGUGUCAUCAUUGUCUUCCACAACGAGGGCUUCUCUGUGCUUAUGCGUACCGUCCAUUCGGUCAUUGACCGUUCACCCGCCCAUAUGCUGCACGAGAUUAUCCUCGUGGACGACUUCUCUGAUAAGGAAAACCUUCGCAGCCAGCUGGAUGAGUAUGUACUGCAGUUUAAGGGAUUGGUUAAGGUCAUUAGGAAUAAGGAGCGUGAAGGUCUUAUCCGCACACGAUCAAGGGGAGCCAUGGAGGCUACUGGUGAGGUGAUCGUCUUCCUGGAUGCCCAUUGCGAAGUGAACACCAACUGGCUGCCACCAAUGCUUGCCCCCAUUUACCGGGAUCGCACUGUGAUGACUGUGCCCAUUAUCGAUGGCAUCGAUCACAAGAACUUUGAGUAUCGUCCUGUUUAUGGAACAGACAACCAUUUCCGUGGCAUCUUCGAGUGGGGAAUGCUGUACAAGGAGAACGAGGUACCGCGUCGUGAACAGCGCCGCCGUUCGCAUAACUCAGAGCCCUAUCGCAGUCCCACCCACGCCGGCGGACUGUUUGCCAUUAAUAGGGAGUACUUCCUGGAGCUGGGUGCCUAUGAUCCUGGGCUGCUGGUCUGGGGCGGCGAAAACUUCGAGUUAAGCUUUAAGAUCUGGCAAUGCGGCGGCAGUAUUGAAUGGGUGCCUUGCUCACGUGUGGGCCACGUCUAUCGCGGCUUUAUGCCCUACAAUUUCGGCAAGCUGGCUAGCAAGAAGAAGGGUCCACUAAUCACGAUCAACUACAAGCGCGUCAUUGAGACGUGGUUUGAUGAUACGCACAAGGAGUACUUCUAUACACGCGAGCCGUUGGCCCGAUACUUGGACAUGGGCGAUAUUAGCGAGCAGCUGGCGCUGAAGAAGCGUUUGAACUGCAAGAGCUUCCAGUGGUUUAUGGACCACAUCGCUUACGAUGUUUAUGACAAGUUCCCAGGACUGCCGGCCAACCUGCACUGGGGAGAACUUCGCUCGGUGGCUUCCGAUGGAUGCCUGGACUCAAUGGGUCAUCAGCCGCCUGCCAUUAUGGGACUGACAUACUGCCAUGGAGGAGGAAAUAACCAAUUGGUCAGGCUGAAUGCUGCUGGACAAUUGGGCGUGGGUGAGCGUUGCGUGGAAGCUGAUCGGCAGGGUAUCAAGCUAGCCGUUUGUCGCCUGGGAACAGUCGACGGUCCAUGGCAGUACAACGAGCAUACAAAGCACCUGAUGCACCGCGUCCACAAGAAAUGCAUGGCCCUGCACCCAGCCACCCAGCAAUUGUCAUUGGGCCAUUGCGAUGUCAACGAUAGCUACCAGCAGUGGUGGUUCAAGGAGAUACGCCCGCGCUGGUAAGUCCAGUGUGGAAAGAUCAGGCUCAGAAAGGGAGGAAAAGAAGAAAGAGAAGUUAGCAGACAGGCAGGAGGAUCAAGAGAGAUGAUGGAUCACAAGGGUUUCAGCCGGGGCAACGGGGGCGAUAUUUUAGACAAAAAGCAAUUUAGUGAAAAUGAGAAAUGGAAUUGUUGUUGGUUUUGUAACGCAUACAAGUAUAUACACACACAAAAAGAAAAAACGAAACGAAAUGAAAUCAUUCAGAAGAUGAUAUAUACAAAACAUACAUAAGCAUUUAUGUAACGCACUGUACAUAUGCACUGCCGGUACAUGGAAAUCCUUUUUACCGCCCCCCAGUUUAUUAGAGGGAGUCCACCAAGGCCAGGGCAUUGAAUGCUCGAUGGAUAAAUCAGCGACGAUAUUAUUAAAGCUUAGGAGUUCCGAUUUUGUAAAACAAUUUCGUAAAGACAUUUAUUUUUUUUGGUAGAUUUUAAAUCACAAAUCGUGAAUUAAUCUUAUAUAUGUAUAAUAUAAUAGAAAAAUUGCUUUUAGAAUAAUAUUUGUAAGUCAGUUGAAAGAAAGAAAAAUGGAAAAUAAUGUUACCAGUAAUAUUGAUAUGCAAUUUUGAAACUCUAAAUGUGUGUUCUUUGAGUAGUGUUUUCAGAAAAUAUACUUUUUUUUUCAUUUCCAUUUUAAAAAAGAUUUAAUCAAAAUAUUUAUGAUAUUUACAAAAAAAAAUAAAACACUUAGUGUCGAACAAAAAUCAUCACAAUUUUGUUAUCAUCACAUUACGAUUGGCAAAUCUCAUACAAUAGUUAAUCGAAUUAGUUAUUAGGACCCUUAAAGCUGAAAGGGGGGGAUUUCCAUGUACGUCCUUGUGUGUCCUUGCGUGUGUGAGUGAGAGAAUGCGUUAGACAUAGAGUUAUAGAAUGGAAGCGAAUUAGAAAGAGAUGGCUAGAUGGCGACAAAUCGUUGGUUGAAUCGAGUGCAAUAGAGAGAGAGAGAGAAUUUUUUUAUAACGGAACGAAAUGAUAUGGUCGCAGAUUGUUUUGCUUUAUGAUUGCCAACACACAAAUUAAUGUACUAACCUUAGUCUGUACUCCUGUAACUGCAAAACUAACUUAAGCUUAGUUUCGAUGCUGCCACACACACAUACACACACUCACACUCACACACAUUCCAAUCUAAUCUAAUGUUAUAAUCCCAAUCCCAAAAUUCAAUCCAUACCGAUUGAGCCUGCAGCCAAGCUUGGCUCUUAAACUUUUUACGUUAAAUUUUUUGAUAUAGAAAUAUUCUGUAUUCUCGAUUUCCGUUAAGCUUCUCUGUACCAGGUAGUCGUAAUCAUAAUCAUGAUCGUUGCAAAGUGCUACGGGAGUUCGAUUUUUGAAAACAAUAUUUUACAUUCAUGUGUAACUUUAGAGUUAUCGAUAAGUCUGAAUAAUAGAAUAUAGAAAUAAAAAAGAAAAACGUUUUCUAAACACUUUACCUUGUAA
Drosophila eugracilis is the source of this 3686-nucleotide messenger RNA. RefSeq names its product N-acetylgalactosaminyltransferase 7 (gene Pgant7). Gene Ontology annotation, cellular component: Golgi apparatus. The coding region runs from base 442 to 2217 and encodes 591 amino acids. The record is from RefSeq and is a predicted model, not a curated record. The transcript is spliced from 3 exons. Lineage: Eukaryota; Metazoa; Arthropoda; Insecta; Diptera; Drosophilidae.